AUGGCGGCCUCAACUCCUUCAAAUGACCUACCCAAUGGUCCUGAGUUUAUUGACAUUUUAAUACACGAGCUAGCUGGCUUCCAAGCUCCCUCAGCUUGCAUCGGGAUUAACGAGUUGGACACCCCAAGAAGGCAGCAAGUCCACCAAGAGGAUCAACCCCAGAAUCCUCUGGCAAGGCUCGCACCUUCACAACUGGCAAGACUGAAGCCUCUUAUGCUUACUCUACACUGCAUCUUCCCAAAUGAUCUUCUGCCAGCCCUUGAUAUUCUCGAUCGCAGACUGGUGCGGCGGUUUGUGCGGAGUGACAAAAAAGAUGCUGCACCUGCAGAACCUGGUCAAGACCCAACAAUAGCAGCAGAAGGCCAACCUUUGUCGGUUACAAAAAAAACGAAUACAGAUCCCAAGAAUGCCACCGCACCGGAUGAAGACAUGUUUUUUGUCAUUUCCACUUCUGCCAUCCCGCAUCAGCCCGGCACAACGUCGUCGCAUCUUCCUACGCAGGAACAAGAAAAAGGCUACGAAACUCGUCUGCAUGCAUGGAAUUGUACCUGUCCCACCUUCGCCCUGUCAGCUUUCCGAGAUCUAGGAUCACGACUGGGGUGGAUGUCUGCUGCGCAGCGCCCUUCCGACCUGGCGAUUCUGCGUCACCGGGAGAGACCCGUUGACUACCCAUUCGGCGGGACGCUGACCUGUCGUACGGACAGGGUUUCACCCCCAGUGUGCAAGCACAUCUUAGCUUGUGUGCUGUUUGCUCGCUGCCCGGGGUUGUUCGGGUGUGAUGAAGACGGGAGACGGCUUGUUUCGACGGAGGAGAUGGCAGGUUGGUGUGCAGGGUGGGGAGGCUGA
Molecule: messenger RNA, 846 nt
Organism: Penicillium macrosclerotiorum
Lineage: Eukaryota; Fungi; Ascomycota; Eurotiomycetes; Eurotiales; Aspergillaceae
Exons: 1
Coding region: 1-846 (281 amino acids)
Source: RefSeq, a predicted model, not a curated record